Cladocopium goreaui is the source of this 3444-nucleotide messenger RNA. The record is from the annotation of a GenBank genome assembly. NCBI's taxonomy places the organism in Eukaryota, Dinophyceae, Suessiales, Symbiodiniaceae.
AUGGAGGAGUCAGCUGUGCAGAAAUUGUUGGAAAAGGCAGCCCGCAGGGCAGAGCGGGCAGCUGUCAUGGAUACAUGUCCUCCACAAGAUGAUGAACCGAAUGUGGGAAGGACACAGCAAGUUUCUCAAGAUGGGAAAAGUCGAAAGGUUCGAAGGAUGAUGCCACUGGAAGCAGAUUCUGAUGCAUCUACUGUGCCAGCUUCAGAGACUGAAAUCCAACAGAAACUUGCACUGUCAAAGAAGCAAGUGGAGCCAGAGACAGACAACUCCAACAAGACUGACAGCCAGAGGCCAAAGCUCCCCCAGAGGAUCCAAAGCAAAGAACUUUUGAAAGACGAGGCAACAUCACCGAACCAAAGUCAAGGCAAUCCAGGUGUCAGAACUCAGGCAACAGCAGUGAAAGCAAAAGCCCAACCAAAGGUGGUUUUCAAAGAAGAGACUGAGACUACUGCCCACGCAGUGGCGCAAUGCCUUGCCAGGAAAUCCACAGCCGAGCUCAACGGUGGCAGUUCUGGUGGUCCAUCUCCAGCAGGAUCAGCAGAUCAAGAACAGGACGCAAGUGACUCAGAAUCAGAGGUUAACAGCGAUGUGGAGUCCGAAGAGUAUGAGCGAAAGGAAGCGCUUGUGAAGGCCAAAAAAGCUGCACACGCGCGCUAUAUGCGCUUUAGCAGGAGCUUGACAAGCAAACGAACACCUAUCGAGGUACGCCGGGCAGGGGCCGCGGCAAAGAAUGAUUCCCCAAAGUUACAAAUGCUACAGGAGCAGUGGGCCAGUUGCAAGGGCAUAUGGAGCCAAAGUGACUUUGUCAUCCGUUUGCGACAGAAGACCCGCCAACGCCAGUAUGGCGCCAGACGCUGGAUGACGCGUCAGGAGUUGAUCUGCAAGUACUCAAGCUGUGCUAUCGCAGACAAAAUCAUAGCAGCCAAGCAGGGAGACAAAGAAGCAAAAAAAACCCAGAUAAGGAGCCACCCUGACCUUCACGGGGAUGACUCGGACGACACCAGGCAAUAUCUUGUUUGGGACAAAGAAGGCUCUGAAAACACCACAGACCAUGUCUGCUCUGAAUUGUUCACAGCCGCUGAGAAGGGGGAUGACCCCCUUGAGACUCGCAGGGGUCGUUCUAGGAAGAGGAAGGACAAGAAAGGUCGCAAGAGCAACAAGAAGAAAAGAAAGGGUUCUACUUCUUCGACCAGGUCCAGUUCAAGCUCAUCAUCUUCACAGGAAAAGGUGGAUUCAAGUUCUUCAAGCUCGGAGGCAGCAAAGAAAAAGAAGAAGGGCAAGAGCAAGACUGGUAAGACCAAAUCAAAAAACGGUAAGGCUUCCAAGACGGCUGCCAAGGCCAAAGGAAAGAAAGACAAGAAGGACAAAGACAAGGACAAGGACAAGGACAAGAAAAAGCCAAAGGAGGUGAUCUCAUCUGACAGUUCAGAUGAAAGUGAAGAGCCAGAAGAGACAGAGGAAAAAAAGCAGAAGCGAUUGGCGAAGGAAGCUGAGGCACAAAAAAAGAAGGAGGCAAAGGAUGCAGAACAAGCGAAGAAAAAGGCUGAACGUGAGAAGAACCAAGAAUUGAAGAAAGAACAAAAGAAAGGCACACAGGCCUUGUCGAAGCUUGGUGCCAACAUCUUGAAGGCAGCUGGCUUGGAUGAGAAGUUGGAGAGCAUGAGCAAGUCUGUGAAAGAUGCUAUUUUGAUGGAGGUCAAACCCCAUCUCGACAAAUUGCGCUCUACAAGAAGGUCUUUGCAGAAUGCCGUGGACUCUGCCCAGGUAUCCUCUGUGAAGCGGGUGAUGCGACGCGUUCGAGACCACGUCCAAGAAAGCGGACCUGCAUCAGUUCAUCAACACACAUUUGCACUUGCUUCUAAAUCUGGCAAGAACGAUGUUCCAGCAGAUAUCCCUGUGGCCUCUAGCCAACCAAAAGAGAUUGAGGAGGUGCGGGUCCCUGUGUUUAACCCAAAGCUACCUGGUAAGGUCUCUGUGGAACUGUACCCUAUGGUCUACCCACACAGAAUUUUAGCCUAUCUUUUCAACGAAGUGGAGCUGGAGAUGCCUAGUUGUGACGUCCAGACAUUCUGGAACCAUUCGCGCACCUUGGGUGAACCGUGGGCAUGUGCUCACCCUGCCACAGAGUGGCAUGUGCCAGUAGGGUUGCAUGGGGACGGAGCAAAGCUUUGGACUCAAUACCGUGUAGAAAAAUAUGUUGCUGUGUGGCUAAAUCUGCCACUGUUUAGACCGAGAUCGAUCCGUCACAGCCGAUUCUUGCUUUUUUCGAUGCCAAAACACAAAAUGGUGAAGAACCGGUCCCUCAAUGUGUUCUGGCGCAAAGUAUGUUGGUCUUUAAACGCAGCCUUCACUGGACAGAACCCUUCUGUCGGGCCAGGCGGCCUACCUUUAGCCGGAGAACAUCUUGAAAGGGCAGGACAUCCAAUUUGCAAGUCCGAACGGAAGUUUGCUUUGACAGAGCUGCGUGGUGAUUGGGAGUGGCAUCGGGACAUUUGGAGGUUCUGUGCCAGUUGGCAAAGCCAAGUGAUAUGUUUCCGAUGCCCUGCCCUAACUCGGGGCAAUUGGCCAUACGUAUAUUACAACAACUCCUCGACGUGCCGCUGGGACCAAGAAGAGUUCAGUUUGAACCAAUUUGUGGCCCGCCGCCUGAAAGAGAGGCAACUUUGCCCUUUACUGAACAUUCAGGGAUUCCAUCCCGGGCUCCUACGUUUCUGUUCCAUGCAUGCUCUGAACUUGGGCCUACUCUUUGUUUGCAACGCUGGUGGUCUGCUUCUUCUUUGUGAAGAUCUUCAAUACUUCGGCCCUGGUAGCUUAUCAGGCCAAAUGGAUGUUGCCUACAAGGAUUUUCUGGCGUUUUGCUCUGCCAGAAAAAUUUAUCAUUCGCAACCGCCCUUUGUUCCAAAGAUGGUGAAGAAGAAAAACGGCGACGAACUUUUCACUGCCAAGGCCUACAAUGGAAGGGUGAUUCUGAGCUGGCUGAGUCAUACUCUAUUACUGGCAUUGCAGCACCACCCAAAUCAUGAGAUUCUUCUUCUUACCAGUUCUGCAAUGAGCGAUAUGGUGAAAUGGUUCAGGAUCAGCGAAAGCCAUGGCCGCUAUUUGACGCAAGCAGUUGCCCAAGAGCUUCACGACACUGGAAUGCGAUUUCUGGACACCUACACUGUCCUUUGUGUGGAACACAUCAGGAUGGGAAAAGUCCGAUGGCAAAUGCGUCCAAAACACCAUGUUUUUGCACAUUUGUGCAAAGAUGCAUUACGGUGGAGAACCAACUGCCGAAUGUACCACACAUUUGUAGAUGAAGAUGCUAUGAGGUGGCUCAAAGGUGUUGCAGCUAAAGCUCAUCCUCGGUGUCGCCAUCUAUGGCUUCUAAAAUGUGCAAAAUUGAGGCUUCUCACUAUGAAGUACCGCGUAGAUCGGAAAAGGACCCGGGGAAAACGAGGUUGA